AUGGUUGGACGACUUAAUAAUGAUAUGACUUAUCAAACAACAAGAGUUAUUCAAUGGCUUAGUGGUGAACGAGCAAUUGAUGUUCCAAAUGACUUUCAUAUUUCUAAAGAUACAAUUAAACAUGAAAUUGUUUCAUCAGAUAAAGAAUGUAUUGAAUUACAACGUCUUCAAUCAUUCAACAAACAAUUUACUACAACAUAUGAACGAUCCUGUUUACUUGAUCGUCGUUUAAAUCGAUUAUCGCCCGAUACUCAAACAUUAGAUGAAGCUUAUUGUACUUUAUCAUCUCGACAUAGUAUACAAAAUAAAAAUAUAAAUGAUUUAAUACCUAAAGAAUCAACGAGUGAUAGUAAUAGUUUAUCAAGUACAACACAAAUGUCUUUAUCAUCACCAAUUUUAUCGAUAUCAACUGAUGAUACAUUAGAUCGUAUAAAACUUUCAAAUAAUUCUAUUCAAGAAGGUAUGGAUCUUUUACGUGAAAUUGCUCAACAAAGUUGUCAUCUAUUACCAUUGAUAACAAAUAAUAAUAAUGAUCAUUCAAUGGAAUUAUAUCGAAAUAUUACAAAUAAUGGACAAGAUUUUAAAGAAAUAGUUAAUGAAUUUGUUGAUUUAAUUGAAAAUAAAUUAUCCGAUGCAGAAACAAAACUAUUCGAUGAUAAUACAACAAGAGCAACAUCUCCAUCAUUAUUUGAUAUGUUAAAUGAUCUUAAAACAUGUUUAACAUUAUUACGUCGUACAGAAAUACAAAGUCUUUUAAAUGUAUUUGAUAAUGUUCUUAAAUUACAUUGUUAUCCAUCUGCAUUACCAGACAAUGAAGAAAUAAUAAUAAAUAAUAAUAAUAAUCAUGAAAAUGACGAAUUAAAAAAAUUAUCUCAAUAUGAAAUUGAUGAAAUAAAAAUUGUUAAAAUUGAAAAAAAUCAUCAACCAUUAGGUUUAACAAUAUCACGUACUGAUUCAGGUACAAUACAUAUAGCUCGUAUUGUUGUUGGUAGUCUUGCAGCAAGUACACAACUUUUUCAAAUUAAUGAUCGUAUACUUGAAAUAAAUGAUCAAGCAAUAACAGGACAUUCACUUGAUUAUGUUUGUACAUUAAUGUCAAAUGCAACCGGAUUAAUUAAAUUUCUUCUUUCACCACCAAAAAUAUCAAAUCAAAUUUCAUAUGAUAUAUUUCAUGUUCGAACAUUAUUUACCUAUGAUCCAUUUAAUGAUCCAUUAAUACCAUGUAAAGAACUUGGUUUAAAAUUUCAACGUGGUGAUAUAUUACGUAUUGUUGCACGUGAUGAAAAUUUUUUAAAAAUGAAUUAUACAUGGUGGCAAGCAUAUCAUGAAAAUUCAAUCGAAACAGAAAUCAAUUCAUGUCUAGCUGGUUUAAUACCAUCGGAUAGUUUACAACAAAAACGUACAGAUUUACUUAAAGCUAUUUCGGAUGAUACAGAUUCAAUUUCAUCAUUAACAUCAUCACCACCAUUAUCAUCAUUUAAUAAUCAGAAAAAAAUUAGUACAACUUGUUUCACUUGUGUAAAUAGUAAACAAGAACAACAACAACGAAAACCACUUCAAAUCGUUUAUAAUAAUGUAUCUUUUAUUCGUGAUAUUAAUGAUAAAGAAACACCUACGAUACGAACAUCAACAAAUCAUUUUUCAUUAAAAGAUACAAGACAAUUCGAUGAAGAACAAUCAUCAAAAACAUUAAAAAGAUUUUCGGAAAAAAAUAAAGAUACGACAAAUGAUUCAUUUCGUUUUUAUGAACCUGUUUUUCGUCUUAAUAUAUCAACGCAAAAAAUAACACGACCAAUUGUUCUAAUAGGUGCCCCAAAUGUUGGUCGACAUGAAUUACGUCGUCGUCUUUUACAAAAUGAACCACAUCUUUUUGAUGUUGCUAUACCUCAUACAACACGUGCUCGUCGUUUACAAGAAACACCUGAUAUUGAUUAUCAUUUUGUUUCUGAAGCUGAUUUUUUAGCACAAGUUGCAUGUCAUUCAUUUGUUGAAUUUGGUCAAUAUGAUCGUGAUUUAUAUGGAACAUCGAUUGAUGAUAUUCGGCAAAUAGUUGAAAUAAAACGAAAAAUUUGUAUAUUAAAUUUAAAUCCAGAUGCAUUACGAACAUUUUAUCAAACAGAUCUUUAUCCAUAUAUAAUAUGUAUAGCAGCACCAUCAUUUGAACGUCUUAAACGUUUAGAACUUGAUCGUCGUGAACAUUUAACUGAUAAAGAUUAUCGUGAAAUUAUACAAAAAAGUCGAUCAAUUGAAAGACGUUAUAAUUUAUUAUUUGAUCAAAUUUUAAUUAAUAAUGAUUUAGAUCGAACUUACAUCGAAUUACAUGAUUUAAUCCUACGAAUACAGCAUGAUAAUCAUCAAUGGGUACGAGCAUGUUAUCGACGAUCAUAA
This is a messenger RNA of Adineta steineri, 2388 nucleotides long. The record is from the annotation of a GenBank genome assembly. Lineage: Eukaryota; Metazoa; Rotifera; Eurotatoria; Adinetida; Adinetidae.